ACAUGUCCGUCAAGAUGUGAUUAAUAUGGAAUUUUUGAUGGCCAUCGACCCGAGCAAUUUAACCAUAUUAAUAUUUCAUUGAACCGUGCUAGAUGUGUAUGUCUCAUCUGCUUGCUAGCGCUACACCCUAUCUGUAUUGCUGAUCACAUGCCUUUGUUGCCUUCAUCAUUGCCUUCUACUGCCAAACCAACACUUAUCACAUUCAAUUUCUGCUUCAUGGCAGCUCUUUCAUGGAUUUUCCAGUGUAUGGUGGAUGAAUACUGUGCCGGGAUGAUGAAUUCCUAUCUACCGCUUCAAGCACUGUUUUCCCCACGCCAUGAUGAAUGGUCACCUUCAUUGUCCAGCUGUGGCGUCCUCUCAUAUAAAAGGGCCUCUGGGCCACGCCAGGAAGGUCUUCUCCCUUUUCCCUUGUGCUAUAUUCUAUGACUCUACUGAGGCUCUAAUCUAUGCAGUGUUGAUGAUUUCUGAUUCUUCGCUGCUGAUGUUUGCAGACCUUCUUGCAGAGU
Xylona heveae TC161 is the source of this 506-nucleotide messenger RNA. RefSeq lists its product as hypothetical. Lineage: Eukaryota; Fungi; Ascomycota; Xylonomycetes; Xylonales; Xylonaceae. The transcript has a single exon. The record is from RefSeq and is a predicted model, not a curated record. Bases 148 to 426 code for a protein of 92 amino acids.